AUGAAAUAUUGCAUUCGGUGGAAUAAUUUUACAUCUGUUGCACAUGAGCUUCUUAGCGAUUGUAUUAAUGGAGGUGAAAAAUGGUUGUAUACAGAUGCUAUUAAACAAAAUAUCUCUCCUACUGAAGUUCUCACAUGGAGUUCAAGUAUUGAAUAUGCAGAUGAUUAUGCUCAUUUUUACUACAAUAAUCAAUCAGAUUCUAAUGAUAAAUUCCUUUGUAAUUGUACUCAACAAGGAACAUUCGGUCCAAGAUGUGAAUUUGAAUUACUUCACGAAACAAUAACAUUUGAAGAUGCAAUUAAAUCUCAGUUUGCAAAGAAAAAACAAGAUCGUUGGGGUAUACAACGGUAUGGAGAUAUUCUUUGCUAUAAUACUGUUUUCAAAUGUGAUUAUGGACUUCUUUGUCUUGAUUGGAGAAAUAUUUGUGAUGGCGAACAACAAUGUAUGAAUGGAACAGAUGAAGAAAAUUGUGAUUUAUUGGAAUUUAACGAGUGUGAGGAUGAUGAAUAUCGAUGUGCAAAUGGAAUGUGUAUCAAUGAACAAUAUUGGCUUGAUGGUGAGUUAGAUUGUAUGGAUCGAACCGAUGAAACUGUUAAUGCCGAUGAUGUGUUUUGUCCUCAUGCACCAGGUUCUAUUGAAUGUGAAGAAAGUGUCUGUAUUCGUAGUCGAUGGUCUUGUGGUGAUGGACAAUGUCUUAGGGGUUUUUAUCGUUUAAGUGAUAUGGGAUUCAUAUAUAGUUACUGUGAAAGUAUGCGUGAAUUUAAUUAUAUGUGUGAAAUUCAUCCAGUAGAACGACUUUGGACACGACCGAAUGGGUUAUGUUGGGAUCUAGUAGGAUUUAAUGACUCACAUGAUAUGAAUAAUGAAAAUUUAACGAACACUUCAAAAUGUAUCUAUUUGAUUCGAUGUGCAUUAUCUGAAGGAUUCGAGCGAGAUUGUCCUUGUGAUGGCCAAAACUGUUCGGCAGUAAUGGGUGAUGUAUGCGAAACAGGUUCUGAAUAUAGAUAUCCGGAUGGAUCUUUGAUCCGACCAUAUAUCAACCGAUAUUAUAGAUGGGAUCAAUUGUGGAGCGAUAAGCAGCCGUCUGUAAUUUAUCUAGAGGGUAGUAUUAAAUGUCGAGGAUUUUAUGGUAGAACAGAAGGAAAAAUAUUACUUGAUGAAAAGGAUCUCUACAAACUUACAGGAUUUCCAUUGAUUGAUUUCAUUUUUUGUAAUAAUGAAAAUAUUGUUCGCGAUCAUGAAUCAUCUAUACAGUAUCAUAAAUCAUGUUGGAAUGAAUCACGUACAUGGAAUGGGCGACAAUAUGCAUUUUUUGAUAUUUGCACUGAAUCACAUGAAUGUAUUUCACAAUAUAGAAUAGGUGAUGAAUAUUCUGAUUGCGGCGAAAAGGAGAUCGAUUCUAUAAUCAAUCGAGGUUUGUGUGCAAAUGUUGAAAAACACCGAUUUCAAUGUGACGAUGGGGCAUUAGCUUGCUUAUCAGUCACAGGAAUUGGUAACAAAUGGGAAGACUGCAAAAAUGGACAUGAUGAAUUUAUUGAGGGUCUAGGUGAUGCACUUUCUGAAGUCAAAUGUCAACAGCAAGAUACUGAUGGUUGUCAUUUUUUGAAAGAAUAUAGUGAUCAUCAUUCUCGUAGCAACAUCACAAAUACUUCUUCAGAUGAUAUGCUACAGAAAAUGACGUUUCCAUUCAAUUCAUAUUGUGAUACUAUCUGGAAUUUCCAAUUACAUUUUGAUGAACUACCAGAGCACUGUAAUAAAUGGAUAUGUCAUCGUCAUCAGUAUCAGUGUCAAACAGGCCAAUGCAUACCAAUAGACUGGCUAUGUGAUGGAGAAUGGGAUUGUCCGGAUGCUUCAGAUGAACAAGCAAUAGACCUUAAUUCUCAACGUCUUUCUCAUAAUAUACGUCUAUCUGACUUCAAAAAACGUAGUACCAAAUGUCAAAAAGAAUAUGCAAAAAUGCAGCCAUUCAUGAACAAGUGUAAUGUAUCAAUAGAGUUUCCUUGUUUUCUAGCUAAUGUAACAGAUCCAUUAGAUAUCAACACAUAUCGCCCAUGUGUUAAUCUUACACAAAU
Molecule: messenger RNA, 2072 nt
Organism: Adineta steineri
Lineage: Eukaryota; Metazoa; Rotifera; Eurotatoria; Adinetida; Adinetidae
Source: the annotation of a GenBank genome assembly